AUGCAAUCAGCAGCUACUACUCUCGCACUGGCAUACACUGCCGCCGCCGCCUCAAGCUCCAAGUCAGCCUCGCCGCCGUCGCUCCGUACCCGCACUCCGGCUUUAACCUCGACCACACCGAGACCGAUCCCAAAUUCGUACUGGGCAACGCCCCUAUUACUCGCAUGCGAGUACCCGUACACGCCCUCGCUCUGCCGCACGACCCAGCAGAAGCUCGACCUCAUUCUCCAAGCCGGCAUCCGAACGUUCAUCGACCUCACGGAGGACGGCGAACUGUCACCCUACGCGCCGAAGCUCAAUCAGAGUGUUACCCGACUUGGCAUCGACCCUAGCGAAGUGGAGUACCACAACUUCCCGAUCCCAGACAGGACAGUUCCCGCGGACCCGAACUUCGUUGCUCGCAUCAUGUCCGUUCUGGCAGACAACGAGCGCCGGGGACGAAAGACGGCCGUGCAUUGCCGCGGCGGGAUCGGCCGUACCGGAACCGUCGUCGGCUGCUGGCUUGUCGAGUCCGGCGUAGCCAAAGAUGGACCCGAAGCGCUUGUUAUCAUCGCUCGGGAAUGGCAAACGGUGGAGAAGUGCAAGCGCUACCCGAUGUCGCCUGAAACGGGUGGCCAGUGCGAGUUCGUUCGCAACUUCUGCCCGUUGCUCCACCACGCAUUGCAACGUGCAACAGUGCAAGCGGCAUAG
Molecule: messenger RNA, 690 nt
Organism: Peniophora sp. CBMAI 1063
Lineage: Eukaryota; Fungi; Basidiomycota; Agaricomycetes; Russulales; Peniophoraceae
Source: the annotation of a GenBank genome assembly